UUUUCACGUCUAGCAGCAUCUCGUCUCUUCGUUUUCUUUCAAAAAUGUCUUUUUUGCAAUCUAUGGUACCGCUUUUCACGUCUUGCAGCAUCUCUUCUCUUCGUUUUCUUCUAAACUAAUUUGUUAAAAAGCCACUAUAUAAGCCCAAAUUCUUCUUCAAAUUUACUCUUCUUUCGUCACUAAAUCUAUUCGAUCUUACUAAUAUGCGUGAUAGAGCAGGUCAGCAGCGUAGGCGUUCCCAGUCUCCACUUCGCAGUGGAUUUGAAAUCGUCGAACAGGUCCGAGUUUCGCCGAAAAGCCUUCUGUUUGACCAUCAAGGUGGAUAUGACAUGUUUGUUCUUGCCAACGACAGUAAUAAGGUGCGUUAUGCCUUCAAGCUAAUGUCAACGGAUAAUGAGCACUUUAAGUUCUCACCCAUUACGGGGUUUCUGGCUGGAAGAUCCGCUGCUAGGAUUCAUGUGCUACGCGAGGUAACGCUAACUCUUGUAAUCUAGCCGGUUUAAUAUCCAUUUUUAUUUUAGCGGGGGCCUCAAGCAUCCGGUGAUAGAUGUGACAUAUUGUUUAGACGUGUGGAUAAGAACAUGAAGGAUCCAGCUGCAGCGUUCAUUGGAAAUACUGCUCCCGAUUGUAUUCUUCAAGUUCAAUUAUUGACUCGUUAGCGAACUUCUGAUGCACUAAAUAUUAGGAUUAACAAAUUUUCUCUAAAAAAAUUAAUUUCCUUAAAGAACUUACUUUUCAAGUUUUGUCUAUUCCCUUCGGUUUUUUAAAAAAUAUGUAUCUCUUGUAUAUAGUCCAAUGCAAUAUAUGUGCUUUUAAUCAAUUCUUUGUUGUUUAUAAGUUCUUUUUUGUAAUCACUUCUCUGCUGUUAAAACAUUUAA
Molecule: messenger RNA, 878 nt
Organism: Meloidogyne enterolobii
Lineage: Eukaryota; Metazoa; Nematoda; Chromadorea; Rhabditida; Meloidogynidae
Source: the annotation of a GenBank genome assembly